Molecule: messenger RNA, 2292 nt
Organism: Ambispora gerdemannii
Lineage: Eukaryota; Fungi; Glomeromycota; Glomeromycetes; Archaeosporales; Ambisporaceae
Source: the annotation of a GenBank genome assembly
AUGAACUCACCAACAGCUUCUUCGCAUCAAGUGCACCCAGAGCCCAUCAGUGUUGAGCACGAUGGAGCAGCAGAAAAGAACAAUGUUGGUAGCGGCUUUUUUGAUAGUACGUUAAAAAUGGCAGGAUAUCGCAAAAGACGGUUUGGGAAAAUUCCUGAACCUGUGAUAAUUCCCCCUCCAAAUCCAUCAAUUACAACUUCGUCGCCUGUUAGCCCGGCAAAGAGUGAUAGUUGUCUGGAUUUGCCUUCAUCCUCUCCUCGUACCCCGUCAAGCCCAACCAAAAGAUUUGUGUUGAAACCGAUUAAUGCUUUGACUGCCGCAUUACAGAGAACUUCGCUCACUAAUCUGACUGGGAGAAAUAAAUCAGCAACAACGUUGAAAUUACCAAAGUCUCCACAAUCACCAAAAGGAAAUUACUCUUCUUCACCUUUAUCAACGUUUGGAAAAAUAAUUUCACCUGGAUCACCAACCAAUAAAUCAUCGCCUCAAUUGUCUAAACCACCACCACCAAGAUCUCCAAGGAUAUUGCAUAGAAAAGGAAGUGGUGGUUCUAUUAGAAAAAGUGGAUCGGAUACGCCGAAAUCACCAUCAAAAUUUGGCAAAUUUAAUCUAAGGACACAAAAAUCCGGAUCUUCGUGCAGAAAAGCAAUGCCAAUCUCCCCACUUGAACUCGACGAUCAUAUUCGAGACUCAUUUAAUGUUAAUCUUCCCACAUUACUCAUUAAACGAUAUCGUCGUGGAAAUGUUAGUAAUUUUUCAUUGGAUAAUUUUAUAACUACACCCGAGGGACGAGAUAAGUAUCUUGAUAUCGUACAAGAGGAUGGCGGUAAAAAUGCACGUGAUGUAAUUGUAUUUGAUGAGACGAUGGAUGAAUCAGAUAAAGUUAGCCCGGGAUGGACAUUAUUAAGCGUGUUGGAACGUGCAAUGUUGACUUCGUUAGACUCUUCAGCAUCAUCAACUGAGAAUGUUAAUGAAUCUUGUGAAUUACUAAAAGGAAGAGUUUAUUGGCUGAAAGGCGGAUUUGAAGCUUUCAAAGAUUGGGAUAAAGAGAAGAUAUUCGUGACGGAUGGAUUAGAAUCGCGGCCACUCAAAUCUUAUUCAUCUUCAAUAACAACCCAGGAUCAGAAUAGCAGCAGUAAUAUAGCAUCAGAUUAUUAUAAUCAUAGCAGUAACAAUAAUAAUACAGAAAAUGUAUCAUCAGUUAAUGAUAAUGAAAUUUUUGGUAAUGGAGAAGGAACACCAAAUUUAGUCAGAAGAGAUUCUCUAUUUUCAGUUAAUACUGAGAGAAGUUCAUUGAGACGUAAAUUAAGUGAUCAAAAAGAAAUAGAAAAACAACCUUCAAUCGACGAAAAUCGUAUUAAAGAACAAAAACAACCACAAUUAUCAUUACAUCCAACAACAGAUUAUAAUGAUCAACAACAGCAGCAGCAAUCACAGAAGUCUUCUCCGAAACAACCAUCAGAUAUUGUUAGAUCACGGAGAGCUUCAAAUGGACUACAAUACCUUUUUGCUCCUUCAAAUGGAAAUUCACGGAAUGUUAGUGAAUGUCCACCGACUCCUUCGGAUCCAAAUCGACAACGUUAUUCAUUAUUUGAUGAUGAUAAUAACAAUAAUGUGGAUUCCAAUGAAUGCUCACCAAGUACUCCAACUUCUUCGCCACAAGUUACACACCCUGAAACCGUGUUCAUAGUUUCCACAAUUUUUCCGGAUUUUCUGUUCCUCGGACCGGAGAUUACUAAACAGGAAGAAGUGGAUGAAUUGAAGGAAAAGGGUGUAAAAAGAAUUCUAAACAUGGCGUUUGAAUGUGAGGAUGUUUUGGGGUUGAAUCAACAAUUUGAGAACUACCUAAAGUUGAAUAUUAAAGAUUCGGUUGAGGAAGAUGUCGAAAGUGGGUUAAAAAUUGCUAUUGACUUUAUAGAUAAAGCGCAAAAAGAAAACGUACCAAUUUACGUGCACUGUAAAGCUGGAAGAUCUCGAUCAGUGACUGCGGUAUUAGCAUAUAUUAUAAAGACGCGUCGUUGGACUCUAAAGGAUGCCUAUGAUUACGUAAUGAAACGGAGACGUGGAAUAUGUCCAAAUAUUGGAUUUGUGGCUGAAUUGAUGAGACUCGAAGAAAAUGUAUUUGGCAUACGCCGUUCAAACUUCAGCGCAACCACCUCUUCCUCAUCACCAUCAUCAAAGAAUCAAGAAUAUGAGAUGGAAAGGCGAGGAAUGGAUGAUAGUACCAUUAUUAGUUCGCAUAAUGAAGGCUCGCAACAACCUAUAAAGUUACCAAAGACUGCUUUUUUUUAA